Molecule: messenger RNA, 486 nt
Organism: Amyelois transitella
Lineage: Eukaryota; Metazoa; Arthropoda; Insecta; Lepidoptera; Pyralidae
Exons: 3
Coding region: 56-397 (113 amino acids)
Source: RefSeq, a predicted model, not a curated record
CUUUGUAAGUUUUUACAUGUGUUUUUGAAGUGUUGUACUUACAUUCGAUGCAAAAAUGUGGCCACAAAAAGGAAUGAAAACUGACCACUGCCCAUGUUGUAAAGCGUGCAAGAGCUGCUCUGGAUUUCAAAAACUUUUAGAUGCACGAGAGGCGGGUUUUGUUCUUUACAGGCAUACCACGCUCGUGAAGGAUAUUGAUCAUAAAAAGGGCGGUAUCCAAGUAGUUACUGAUUCUAUUAAUGAUGUAUUUAUUCUGGAAAACAGACAAGGCAUUGCAUUAGAAACGGUAGACUUUACUCCUGAGCUCGGUAAUUUCAUGUUUCUUUUGCGUAAUAAAAUAAAAAGUUAUGACGUAAAAUUGUUGCGAAUCGGGAAACAUCUCAUACCAAAUACCUAAAUCUGUCUAGUACCAAAUAAUUACAUCUGUGACUUUUUAAUGGUGUUAGGCCAACAACCGUCUUCUAUUUGUUAUCGUUAAGGAACAAC